AUGACCAGAAUAACUUAUGCAAGUGCAGUUGGAAGCUUAAUGCUUGCAAUGGUCUAUACUAGGCCAAAAAUUGCUCAAGCAGUGGGAGUACUAAGUUGGUUCAUGACAAAUCCAAGAAUUCCACAUUGGGAUACUGUGAAGAGAGUGUUUAGAUACCUAAGAGAUACUUCUCAGUAUGCUUUGUGUUACCAUGGGAAUUUGGUUGUGUCACACAGGAUUGUCAGCAUUCAAGAAUAUGUGGAUUCUGAUUGGGCAGGGGACAUUAACAACAAAAGAUCCACUACUGGAUAUGUAUUCAUGUUGAAUGGUGGUGCAAUUAAUUGGAUGAGAAAGCAACAAGCUGUAGUCUCUUUGUCCACUACAAAGGCAGAGUACAUGGUAGCAACUUGA
Messenger RNA from Cryptomeria japonica (Japanese cedar), 390 nucleotides. RefSeq names its product secreted RxLR effector protein 161-like. Lineage: Eukaryota; Viridiplantae; Streptophyta; Pinopsida; Cupressales; Cupressaceae. The transcript has a single exon. The record is from RefSeq and is a predicted model, not a curated record. Bases 1 to 390 code for a protein of 129 amino acids.